CUGAGGAGCUGGGGGCAGCAAAGUGUGAAGUGAGUCUCCUCAAAGGAAGAGGGGAAGCAGGGACAGAGUUUAUUUUCUCCAGCGAGGACCCAACCCCACAUAUCCAACAUCUCCUCUGCAACCCUCUUACCACAUCUAUGUGUUCAGAAGAGGGCUGUCCUCAGGUAGUGUUGCAAAGGGAAUCAGGAGGAAGAAGCAACUGUUCAACUGUGACUAUCUGCAAAGCUUUAUGUUUUAGCUACUUUCCAGACAUCUGACUGAUGAUAAGCACUUCCCUGGUGUAUGUAAGCAGAGCAUGGAAGGCCUAAACCUGAGCGUCUGAGCCUUGUCCAACGUCUUGUCCUUGUCCUUGCUAGGUCUCAGCCUGAGUUAUUGCUGAGAGACUGCCAGAGUAACACAGCAUGAGUGAAGGAGAAAGCCAUUACAGAUCCGCGCGUCAGCUUUCGAGGAAAUAGGAGUGGUAGAUUCCUCUCUGCCAGACAAACUGCCUAUCAUCAUGGAGUCUUUGGCAAGAGUGAAGAAGUCGCUGAGGUCGCCCAUCAGGAGCCUAACCAGUUGCGUGACGGGGGGGGAUAAGAAAAGGUUGUGUGCAAGACAAAGAGUGAAGAGGGGCAGCAGCUACCGAGGCUGCAGCGUACUGAGGAAAACCCCACCUUUUCCAGAUCUUAAAGACCCCUCAGUCUUUCGUUCAUACCAGGCUGACCUGGAGAAAGAGAGGAAGCUGCGGGAGGCAAAGAACACUGAGAAGAACGCUCAGAGAGCAGCAAUGAGAGCUCACUUUAGGAGAAAAUAUCGGCUUUCUGAGAGCCCUGAGGACACGAACCACCUGAGGUCUGCUGGCAGCAAAGUAUCGCUCCCCCCUGAGCUGUCCAAAAUGAUUCAUCCUGAAACCAAAACCAAGGACGACAGCUUCAACCUGCUGAGCGCCCUCCAAGGCCUCAGCAUCAGCAGGGCUGUGUUUAUAGGAGGGAAACCCAGCAGGACGCCCACACCAACUCAUGGAGACUCUUGUCGGGUCAUGUAGUCAGUUGUGUUUUAAAAUGACAGAAAGAUGUGCUGCCAGAUGGUGUUUUAUCUUAUUUAUCAGUACUGCAAUGUAAUGACUGUAAAAUGUAUUACAAAUUACAAAUUAUUUCCAAGCUUGUAAAAGACAUGUUCUUAAUGAAACCUAGCAUAGUGACUUUAAUGAAAGAGCUAAAAAUGAUUAGAAAAUUGGAAAAUGUUUGAUGAGAUUUUUCUUACCAUUUGGGCAAAAGAUCUAAAUAACAAAAUAAACUACCAGGAACCUUUGGCUACAAAGCAUUGAAAAACACACAGUGGAGCACAGAACUUAUUCACUCACAUUUAAUGUUUCUUUUAGUUUGUGGCCUUGAAAGCUCUUAUAGUAGCUAUAUGAGGGAUUUGGAAUAAUGAAUCUGUUACUUUAGCAAACUAUAUAAAACAAAAACACAUGUUAAUAAAGUACAGACUGCAUUUAAUGCAUAGAUCUUUGUUCUAUAUUACCCUUUUUAUGUAAAACAGCAAAUGUUUGUGUCCCAAACCAAUGAUGCAGACAUGUUAAAAUGUCUUGAUUAGAGCUAAAAUAUGUUAAAAUAAUCAAAUUAUUGUUUGCACUUCCACCUAUGUAGCAAAAUAUCAUCAAAUGCUUUGUGAAGUCAGCACCCCUUGAUCUUGGGACAAUUUAUUAGCUGAUGCUUCCUGCAGAGCUUCCUGCAGAGGUUAGUUGUGCUUAAAUGUAAUUGCAAGCUUACAAAUGAAUGUAAACCAGUGGACAGUUGUUUUUAGCUUUUGUUUAUUCAUUAGCAACAUUUUCAUUGUUUUAUUAGGCUAAUUACUUCAUAGCAAAUGCAGGUUGCAGUGUUACUAAGAAUGCUUGCUGACUGGGCAUUCAGUAAAUACUAUAGAUCCAACUGGGUGAUCUAUACACAAGUAAGGAACCUCAGGGAUAAAUGGUGAUAAAAUGUUAAACUCUUAUGUUUUACAUUUAAACAUCACAAUGUUUUAUUUAAAUGUUUUCCUUAACUGUGCUGUAAAAUGUAGCGUCCCCUCAUAACAGAUCUGUUUUUGCUUUUUUGUUGUUGUCCAAUUUAGACAAAAAUACCUUGAGUAUUGAUGCAGUUUCUUAAAAAUACAGAAUCAACCUGUCCCUGUUUAAAAAACAAAAUUAACUUGAUGUGUCACCCUGGGAGGCAGCAGCUGCCAUCAAGCCUCUUUAUUAGUGAGUCUUUUCUAUCACCGUGGAGGAAUUUUAAUCCACUCUAGUGAAAUACUUUAAAACCAGACACAGUUAAGAAUGUUGGAGCAUUAGUAGCCUCUUUGAUGGUAGACAUCAUUUCACCAUUCAAACAUUGGACUAAACACUGUAUCAGAACACUGUAUCUGUUUUCCUGUUAUGAGCUAUAUUUCAGGCUCUUAUCUUGUUUUUUCUGUUAAGCUUAUAGUAAGUGAUGAGGAAGAUUAAUUUUUUUUAUACCAAAUGGAAAAGAAAUAAAAUAACCUGAAAAGA
Molecule: messenger RNA, 2506 nt
Organism: Cyprinodon tularosa
Lineage: Eukaryota; Metazoa; Chordata; Actinopteri; Cyprinodontiformes; Cyprinodontidae
Product: complexin-3-like
Exons: 4
Coding region: 497-1024 (175 amino acids)
Biological process (GO): regulation of neurotransmitter secretion; neurotransmitter transport; synaptic vesicle exocytosis
Cellular component (GO): terminal bouton; SNARE complex
Molecular function (GO): syntaxin binding
Source: RefSeq, a predicted model, not a curated record